UGCAAGAGCAGUACAAGCAGCAAACACAGGCAGCAGCAUCCCAGGGCAGCAUAGAGAACCCAGCACCGUUGUGCCAGCAUCUCUCACUUCCUGAUCCCCUGCAAGGAGCAAAUCCACGCAGCCGAUGACACCUGGCUGGCACAAUACAGACUCACCUGAGACACCCACUGUAUUAUACCCCACAAUAACAAUACACCAAACUAUUAUUGUUUCUUGAACUUUUUUUACACAUUAUUUUAAAACGUUUUAGCAUCUUACAUCUUUUUUUAUGAGUUUUGCUAUCAAGUGAUAGGAGCUGACACUUGUUUGUACAGAGGUUGUAGCUAUGAAUACGAUGCUGGUGCUGCAGUGGAUGCUGGUUUGUGGGCUUGCGCUGGUAAUUAUUGAGUGUGAAGCUAAGUAUGGAGAGAAAUCUGACUCUGCUGUUAGGAGAAGAAGGUGCUUAAAUGGAAGUCCCCCAAAACGCGUAAAGAGGAGACAUAGGAAGCUGCAGACCUUGGAUUUGGGGGGAGCAGGAGAGAGUUGUAGGGGGCUCUAUCCGCGUCUGUCCUGUUGUUCCAAGCCUGACAGCCCAGGAAUACAUCUGGACCCAAAGAUAUUUUCAGUUACCAACAACACGGAAUGUGCAAAGCUUCUGGAGGAAAUCAGAUGUGCGUACUGUUCACCACAUGCUCAGAACCUCUUCAAUCCACCUGAAAGAACAGAGACAUCUGAGAGGCAGCUCCUCCUCCCCACCCUCUGCAAAGACUAUUGCAAAGAAUUCUACUACACGUGCCGAGGGCAGAUACCAGGCUUACUUCAAACUACAGCAGAUGAGUUUUGCUUUUACCACGGCAUCAGAGAGACCGGGCUGUGCUUCCCAGACUUUCCAAGAAAGCAAGUGCGAGGCCCAGCAUCUAACUAUUUGGACCAGAUGGAAGAAUACGACAAAGUGGAAGAGAUCAGCAGAAAACAUAAACACAACUGCUAUUGUAUUCAAGAGAUCGUGAGAGGCUUAAGACAACCAGUUGGUGCCAUGCAUAGUGGAGAUGGGUCUCAUCGACUCUUUAUCCUAGAGAAGGAAGGUUACGUGAAGAUUCUAACCCCAGAAGGCGAUCUUAUAAAAGAGCCUUUUUUGGACAUCCAUAAAGUGGUUCAAAGUGGAAUAAAGGGAGGAGAUGAAAGAGGACUUCUAGGCCUUGCAUUCCAUCCCAAUUAUAGGAAAAAUGGAAAGCUGUAUGUGUCGUACACCACCAUCCAAGAGCGCUGGGCCAGCGGACCUCACGACCACAUUCUUAGAGUUGUAGAAUACACAGUAUCUAGGAAAAAUCCCAGCCAGAUUGAUGUUAGAACGGAGAGGGUGUUUCUCGAAGUGGCAGAAUUACACAGAAAGCACUUGGGAGGACAAAUUUUGUUUGGGCCAGAUGGCUUCCUGUAUAUUUUCCUAGGAGAUGGAAUGAUAACAAUUGAUGAUAUGGAAGAGAUGGAUGGUCUAAGUGAUUUUACAGGCUCAGUACUAAGAGUGGAUGUGGACAUAGAUGUAUGCAAUGCUCCUUACACCAUACCCAGAAGCAAUCCUCAUUUUAAUAGUACGAAUCAACCCCCUGAAAUCUUUGCACAUGGGCUACACAAUCCAGGCAGAUGUGCAGUUGACCGACAUUCCAAAGACAUCAAUAUGAAUUUGACAAUUCUUUGCUCAGAUAUAAGUUCCAAGAAUAGAUCGUCUGCAAGAAUCUUACAGAUCAUUAAAGGAAAGGAUUAUGAAAGUGAGCUCUCACUUUUAGAGUUCAAACCCCUGAGCAGUGGACAAAUGGUUGGUGGAUUUAUAUACAGAGGUUGUCAAUCAGAAAGGCUGUAUGGAAGCUACGUAUUUGGUGAUCGAUAUGGAAACUUUAUUACUCUUAACCAAAAUCCUGUAAAUAAACAGUGGCACGAGAAACCAUUCUGUCUUGGCAGCGGCGCUUCCUGUAGAGGACCUUUUACGAGUCAUAUACUGGGAUUUGGAGAAGACGAACAAGGUGAAGUGUAUAUACUGUCAAGUAGCAAAAGUAUGACCCAGUCUCACAGUGGGAAACUGUACAAAAUUAUUGACCCAAAAAGACCAUUAGUGCCUGAAGAAUGUAGGCGACCUGCACUGCCUGCACAGCCUUUGUCCUCAGAGUGCUCGCGACAUUGUAGAAAUGGGCACUGUACCCCCACAGGAAAAUGCUGUUGUAAUCAAGGAUGGGAAGGAGAGUUCUGCAGAUUUGCAAAAUGUGAGCCUGCAUGUCGGCAUGGAGGUGUCUGCGUGAGGCCAAACAAAUGUUUAUGUAAAAAAGGCUACCUGGGACAACAGUGUGAACAAAUGGAUAGAAACAUCCGGAGAGUGGCCAGGGCAGGCUGAUACCACCUCAUGUUUAUUCUUUCACCCGCCAUAGAGGAAAUAUGCUAUUUCUUCCCACCUGCCCUUUGGCCCCCAGGCCUGCACCUAUCUGACUGCACUAACUUUUACAAAGCAAAUAGGAAAGCAUCACUGAAAGACAUUAUUGGUUCUCCUGUCAAACAUUGUAUGAGAUGUACAUUUUUUGUUCCAUCAGUGCUAUGCUUAUUGGAGUAGUGAGUGCAUAUUGCUGCCAAAGGGAUGUUGGUAAAUUAGCCAUGAACAAAGGGAUGGAAUCAAAACCAGAGACAAGAGAGAAUACUGAGGUUUUAAAUGGUCCCAACCAUUUGUUAACCCAAAAUAUGACGAAGAGCAAUAGUUGUGAGUUAUGGUGAUUUCAUAUCCACAGCAAAUGAGUUACAAUGUAAAGCACAUAAUCACUUAGACAGUAGGCCUUAAACUUGCAAAACCAAUCCAUUUUGGUCCAUUAGUGAUCAGAUUUUCUUUUUUUCUUUUUUUUUUUUUUACAUUAUUAACCCUUUAAGGACACAGCUUUCAGUUUGCUCAAUUGUUUUAUGACGGAAAAAUUCUGUCAUAUGUCCUUAAGAGGUUAAAGCAAUACAACACUUUGUAGUUAACCAUAAUAAUAAUAUUAUUAAUAAUAAUAAUAAUAAUUAAAUAGAAUGAGACCGAUUCUAGAGGUUUUUUUUUGCUGAUGUUUUCUAAUUCAAACAGUAAAGUACCCAAUCUGCCAAACAAAGCAUUCUGUUAAUGACAUCCUACUGUACCUGUUUACAUGUUUUAUUAUAAAAACAACUUUAGUGCUUACAAAUAAAACCCAAAUAUAAAUGAAAACAAAUAUAUAUUUAUUCUGUAUAUUUUCUUAAAUUUGUACCAUAUAACUUUCUGAUUGGAAUGUAUAACUGACACAUUUUUUAUAUAUUUUCAUCUGUAUUUGAAUUUAUUUUAUUUUUUUGCUAUUGUUUUAAUGGCUACAAAUGUAAUUUAUCACAGCAGAUUUUUUUUAAUGCAAAAAUCAUAAAUGUAGUAAUAUUAUCAUCUGUAUACUUAAGUUAAUCUAAAUGUUGUGUGUACUUACCAAGUAUUCAUAUUGGUAAAACCAUACGUUUUUCACUUUGUUCCUAUUCUCUAUGCAUUAUGCAUUCAACAAAUAAAAUUGUGUAUUUAUA
Bombina bombina (fire-bellied toad) is the source of this 3528-nucleotide messenger RNA. RefSeq names its product hedgehog interacting protein (gene HHIP). Bases 326 to 2362 code for a protein of 678 amino acids. The record is from RefSeq and is a predicted model, not a curated record. Lineage: Eukaryota; Metazoa; Chordata; Amphibia; Anura; Bombinatoridae. The transcript is spliced from 14 exons.